AUGGGACAAAUACUUUCCAAGACAAAAAAUAACGACGCCGAUACUGUUGAACGGCCGCCUACUCCGCGCGAUAUAUCUUUUUGGGCUGACUAUAUACCUGAUGAAGUCAGUCGGAGACCUGAGGACCGCAAAGGCUGGUACACUGACUUCCUUGAACAAGCAGCUGUUGCUCCCCAUCAGGAUGGAAAGUCUGUUGUUGUAUUUUGGCCGUAUAAGGAUGAGACAAGGGCUGAUGAAGUCGACCCAAAUGAUGUUAUAGCGAAUGCUGCUACUAUAUACGAGACUUUAUUUUAUGAACAUGGUGGACAUCCACGGAUGGUGAAGUAUCUUCAUCGAUUAGACUCCGGUGUUGGGUUUUGUCUUGAACGUCUCACCCCCGGCCCCCUGGAUAAUAUCAGAUUUCCACCCCUUUCACUUCCCAUUCAAACGCCAUCAACUCAAAAUAGGAUUCUUUUAACCUUAUACUAUCGAUGGGCACUCCAGAGCCUCUCCGCUCUACAUUUUAUGCAUUCAAAGUCUAUGUAUCUUACCACCGUUGGUAAUACAUUUACCUGGCUACGGUCCGAUAUGUCCAUUGCAAUUACCGGACUUACAUGCGUUGCAUGUCCUACCCUGGUGCCAGAAUGGGAUGACCAUGGUGAAACAGGUAACUUCGUAUACAAGAUAGAAAGACUAUCACAGCAUUCCUAUGGAGAUUUAGAAUGCUUUAGUACCGAUAGCAGCGAAUGUCCCCCAUGUAACGCAGCUUAUGAUAUAUUCAGCUGGGCGUUGUGGAUAUGGCAACUCAUGACAAACCACCAUUCAACAAGCCCACCGCAGCACUCUUGGUAUAGCUCCUGGUCCCCUCUUCUACCAAUAGACCCAGCAUCCUGGCCAGAUUUUACUAGUAAUAUUCAAUUCCGAGACUACGAAGAUGAGAGGCGCAGGCAAGGGGCGUGGCAAGUCCUUGAAGAGGAAAGACUUGGUCAUAUACUUGUUAAAGCCUGGAAUCAAGAGUAUGAAAGUGCGGAUCAAGUGAUGCAUGAUGUGAAAGAAGUCAUUGUUAAGAUGGGUAUGAAGCUGAUUGGGGAAGACGAGAUUGAACUCGAGGUUUGCGGCGGUAGAUGGGAGGAUGUUUUUGAUCAGGAUCUACAAUUUGCAUGCCUCGAAAAGGAAACUAGUUAG
Nannizzia gypsea CBS 118893 is the source of this 1164-nucleotide messenger RNA. Its product is annotated as serine/threonine protein kinase. The record is from RefSeq and is a predicted model, not a curated record. NCBI's taxonomy places the organism in Eukaryota, Fungi, Ascomycota, Eurotiomycetes, Onygenales, Arthrodermataceae. The transcript has 2 exons. Bases 1 to 1164 code for a protein of 387 amino acids.